Messenger RNA from Triticum turgidum subsp. durum (durum wheat), 444 nucleotides. Lineage: Eukaryota; Viridiplantae; Streptophyta; Magnoliopsida; Poales; Poaceae. The record is from the annotation of a GenBank genome assembly.
AUGUCGGAGCACGCCGCCCCGGAGCUACCCAAGAGGUGCCACCACUGCGCAGGGCCCCUCUCCAAGGACAUGGAAACUAGCAGCUGGACCGUGACUCCAUUGGUUCGAGAUAGCUUCUCAAUGGUUUGUUCCAUCGCCUUUUACCACUCACCAGUGCGAAUUGGUUCCGCUGUUGGGGGUACUGCAGGCGCGUUUUAUGCGUUUAAUCAUGCUAUGCCUGUUGUUCGGCGUUACGUAAAAGGGCCAAUGUGGAUGCAUUUUCUUGUUGGUGCCCCUCCAGUUGUUGUAUUCUCUUCUGCGUGUGCUGGAUUAGCAGCUGGUACAAUACCAGCCCUUGCACAACUGGUUUCGUCGUCCUGUCAUGCCGCCAUGUCAUCGCCCUCCUUCGCCCGCCCUGCUUCUCCCGAUGACAUGCACAAGAGCAGAGGCUCCUCGCCAUUGUAA